AUGAAUCAGGCACUAAAUACUAUGCUGAUAGCUUUACCAGUAUGGCAUUAUCCCGCGUCCCUCCCGGGUCCGGAACGCCAGCCUCAUGCACCUCGAUGGUGGGCUGCACCGCCGUCGCCGCCGCAGCUGCUGCACCGUACAUCCGUGGAGACCGGAAGAGAGCUCGUCUGCAUUGGCGGCGUCCACCCUCGACGCCCUGCCAUUGACUAUCAGAAAUUUCAUCACUAUCCAAAUAUCGUGAUUCUCGAGACCGUACCAGCUGCUAUGAAUCAUCUUUUCUCGAAUCCCGCUUGGCAGCCUCUGCCUGUUCCAAGCCCCGCCAGAUUAUUCUUUGACCUCGAAUCUGAAUUUGUCUCUUUGCCCACUUGGGGCGCACGAAACAACCAGUGCCACCCGCCUGUGGACGCUGCCCGUUGCUGCUAG
Molecule: messenger RNA, 423 nt
Organism: Akanthomyces muscarius
Lineage: Eukaryota; Fungi; Ascomycota; Sordariomycetes; Hypocreales; Cordycipitaceae
Exons: 2
Coding region: 1-423 (140 amino acids)
Source: RefSeq, a predicted model, not a curated record